CCCCUCCUCCUUCCCUUCCCACUCCCAGUCCCAUCUCACAGUCCCAGAUCCCACUCCAGCCCCACCUCUUAAAAACCAGACCAAACCCGAACGCUACAGGAAAACACACAGGCGCAGCAGCAGCAGCCGCCGCCGCCUGCGCGCCCUAUCUACAGCUUCCUCCCCCAAUCCUUGGCCCUGCCCGGCCACUCCAGCGCCCAAUGCAGCAGCCCAAACCCGCCGAUCCGCCGGGCCGGCCCUUCCCGCCGCCUUCCCCGUCCAUGGCGGCGGCGGCCACGGCCAUGCGCGGGGCUCACCACCGCCGCGCCAGAUCUGAGGUCGCCUUCCGCCUCCCGGACGACCUCGACAUCGGCAGCGGCGCCGACGGCGACGCCUCCGCGGGCUUCGACGAGAUCGGCUCCGAGGACGACCUCUUCUCCACAUUCAUGGACAUCGAGAAGAUCUCCUCCGGCCCCGCCGCGGGCUCAGACCGCGACCGCGACCGCGCCGCCGAGACCUCCUCCCCGCCGCGCCCCAAGCACCGCUACAGCAGCUCCGUCGACGGCUCCGGCCUCUUCUCCGCUGCCGGCAGCGCUGCGCGGAGGGACGCUGCUGCCGCCCAAGCGCUGGCCGAUGUCCUGGAGGCCAAGAAGGCCAUGUCCCCCGAGCAGCUCGCCGAGCUCGCAGCCAUUGACCCCAAGCGCGCCAAAAGAAUUCUAGCAAACAGGCAAUCUGCGGCUAGAUCAAAAGAAAGGAAGGCUCGUUAUAUGACAGAACUUGAGCGGAAGGUUCAAACUCUUCAGACUGAAGCGACCACUCUCUCAGCUCAGCUCACGCUAUUUCAGAGAGAUACAACUGGGCUUUCUUCAGAAAAUGCAGAGCUCAAGAUAAGGUUGCAGGCCAUGGAGCAGCAGGCUCAACUGCGUGAUGCUUUGAAUGACGCACUGAAGCAGGAAGUGGAGAGGCUCAAGAUGGCUACGGGUGAGAUGUCAAAUUCCAGUGAUGCAUAUAGCGUGGGAUUGCAACAUGUCCUAUACAACUCGUCCUUCUUCCCACAGUCCCAGCAAAACACAGCCCAGCACCAGGGGGGUGCCCGAUUUCCACCCCCAUUCCACCCGCCUCAUCCUAAUGUACCAAACCAUCAGAUGCUAUCCCACCCAAACACGCUGUCAGAUAUCAUGCAACAAGAUCAUCUUGCACGGCUCCAGGGUUUGGACAUCAGCAAAGGGCAUCCAGUUGUGAAGUCAGAGAGCAGCUCGAUCUCUGCCAGCGAAAGCAGCAGUACAUUCUAACCAGGCCUACGCCUACCCUGAUCGAGUUCUCAGUUUCAUUAGGUUCCUUUGUUCAUAGCCUCUGACAUCCUUGUGCUGUUUCUGGUCCUGUAAACUUAAUUUUUCAUUCCAUUUGUUCCAUUUUAGUUGAAAUUCGUUGUAAUCUCAGUUGCUGAUUUUUGUAGACACGAUCCCUGGGUUCCUCCCACCCGUUUGUUUCGGGUUCAUUUUCUGCGUGCGUGAUGUGUUGUUUGGGAUUAUAUUGGGGAACUGGGAGGGGCUUCCUCCCAGAAUACCGUGUUGAUGUUGUUGGGACUGACUAUUUUUGUCGUCAGAACAGUUUGAAUUUGUGAUGUUCAUCAUUGUA
Molecule: messenger RNA, 1617 nt
Organism: Triticum urartu
Lineage: Eukaryota; Viridiplantae; Streptophyta; Magnoliopsida; Poales; Poaceae
Product: Basic-leucine zipper (bZIP) transcription factor family protein
Biological process (GO): regulation of DNA-templated transcription
Cellular component (GO): nucleus
Molecular function (GO): DNA-binding transcription factor activity
Source: RefSeq, a predicted model, not a curated record